AUGGCGAUGGUGAUGGCUGGCCGUGUGCUGCUGGUGUGUGCCCUCUGCGUGCUGUGGUGCGGUGCUGCGGAGGUGUCGGUGACCGAUGGUGACGUUGUUGCUGGCGGUCCCGUAGCUCUUGGCGAUCCUGGUGUCGGUGGGCAAUCUCCUCUUGUAAAUAAGGGUGAUGGUGGCAGUGGAGGUUCAAAGGGUGAUAGUUCUCAUGAAAGUAAAAGUGAAUCGUUGGUUGCUGCUUCGGGAGAAGAAUCACCAGCUCUCCUUCUUGAUGAGGAUGAAGGUAGAAAUCCCGCUGAGGAACAUUUACGCGUGGAAAAAGAGGACUCCAAAGGAAAACAGGAAGAGUCACAAUCACCGCCUCAAGGUGCAUCGCCGACUGAAGUGAAUCCAGAAGAAGCACUUGAUUCCCUUCCGCAAGAACGGUCACUCGAUGCACCAGAAAAAGGAGUUAUCACUAAUGGUGGUGGCGGUGGAACUGCGAACGGGGUAAAAGACGAUACCGACCAGAAUGCCGGGUUGUCCCCUAACAACAGCGAUCCCACGGCAUUGGUAGAACCAGAAGUCAAACAAGUAGUAACACCACAACCAAUAACAACUGGGCCAUCACCAGCGAUGACCGUUUCAGCAGAAGAAACAAACCCAACAGCAUCCACAGGCCCGCAGCAUGCAACCGAGACAACAAGCACGACGUCACCGUCGCACAGUAAAAAGGUGCCUGAAGCAACGGAAAAAACUUCAGGAAAUGUUGAGCCAAACCAACAGAGAGAAGAAACAGACCAACCGGAUUCCAUGAAUAAUGGAACUACAAGUCAUCCGGCGGAAACAGCAGCAUCAUCCACAAUUGGCAGUGAUGGAGCCCAGAACAAGGAGGGCAAGGUUGAUAACGGUAUUCAAAGGCCUGACAGAAAAGAACCACAAGACGGUCUUGAAGAUAGAAAUACCGACGAUGCUUCCACAGCAAGUGAGACAGAACCAAAAUCAGCAAAAACAGACAUUACCCAAAAGAAUGCUACAUCUAAGUCUGGCGACAGUGACGGCAGCACCGCAGUCUCCCACACCACCUCCCCUCUUUUGCUUCUUGUUUUUGCUUGUGCGGCUGCGGUGGUGGCCGCGUGA
This is a messenger RNA of Trypanosoma cruzi, 1113 nucleotides long. Its product is annotated as mucin-associated surface protein (MASP), putative. NCBI's taxonomy places the organism in Eukaryota, Euglenozoa, Kinetoplastea, Trypanosomatida, Trypanosomatidae. The record is from RefSeq and is a predicted model, not a curated record. The coding region runs from base 1 to 1113 and encodes 370 amino acids. The transcript has a single exon.